CGCGAGUCGCAUUUCACCGCUGACCGCGGACGGUGGACGGUUCGAUAAAAAUCAGUCGUCGAUCGGCGUUAGUCGGUGUUGGUCGGCGUCGUUUAGCAAUUUCGAUAUCGUUCGGCGUUACAGCCCAUCGUCGCUCAAUUACUCGGUAACUUGUUAGUUUCAUCUGGCCUCGUUCAACUUCGUUCGAUCGGGAGGCCAUUCCGUGCGUUUCUCUCUCUCAACAACAAGCGUUGUAUCGCAGACAACGGCUUCAAAAACACUGCUUGUCGCAAUCGUACCCGCGAUCACGAUCCUCGGAAUCCGGAGUGAGACGAGUGGAAUGAUAAAUGGUCGCCACCAGCAGCAUGGUAUAUGAGGAGAUAGUUGGUAUACGGGGCAGCUGACCCCAGCCACCGCGCACGCUUUUCACGCGCGAGAUGCCCCACAAUUUAAACUCAGCUUCUGCCAACUCCGCCAACACGGGACCGAAUCAUCAAGCUUAUCCACAGCAGCCGUACCAUCGAGAGAAUGCAGAUGGAGUCCAGCCCGAGAAAGAACCGGUGGAAUUCGACACGUCGCAUUUGCGAGGCGCUCCAGCGGAGGUCGAGGCGUUGGUGCACAACAUCAAGGAAGUCGCCCAGCAAUUCCUCUAUCACUGGCGAACGUUCCCUGUCGUUCUGCCCCCGUCGUUAUCUUCAUGCACGGAAGGCGAGGAUACGUUGGCACGAAAGAAAUAUCAUCUAAGGGAUCUCUUCGUGGCGCCUAGCUUUGAUGAGCUGGACGCUGUUGCUGUGGAUAGCAAGGGUGAGCCUAGAAGACUGACCAACAAACAACUGGAGAGCAUCAGAGAGCGAGGCUUACACAAGGAUAAAUAUGGAAAGCCGAAGAAGCUGAAUGCCACUCAGUUGGAGAGCAUUCGAAGAUGCGGAGAGUUCGAAGUCGACUCGAUCAACUUCGCCGGGCAGACUCAUCGAUGGCGAUUGAGCGGUCUUCUACAACGCGGCCGAGACAGACGGCGGGAUGCGUUGCUCACAGAUCUCGCCCUGGCGACUAGGUUUCUCGUUGUAACGGCAAAGGCUAGAUUAGUUUCCCAUUGCUUCAGUGUCUCACAAUCUUUGAAAGCCUUGUUAACGGGGCUGUUACGACUUCUCGACAUUAUAAUCGGUGUACCGUCGCUCCAGGCACACAAUCUAGAUGCUAAAAUUAGGGAGGAACGCUGCCGAUAUCUGGUGGCGGAAUUAGUCUGUAAGCCGGAAUAUGAGGAUUCUUUGGAACUCCUUUGUGGAUUUAUACGAAAGCAACUUCGUCGGGCGACAACGGAGAAAUUCGAGGUCGAAAGAGAAUCGUCCCAGCUGUUACCCGUUUCAGUUCCUUUUGUAUUUGGAACACCUGGCGGGGCCGCGGUUUUUUGCAAAAUGCAGAGAAGGGAUAUAAUCAGAAAAGCUUUACCGACGCUCGUUGCGAUUCUGGAGAGAGAGACAAGAGGCUGGUUCCUUCACUUCAGAGAAAGACUGAUAUCUGAAUUGAGAGCACAAAAGAAACCGGACGACGAAAUAGAACGAGAAGUUAACGAAGCGGUAAUGCGCGAAUACUUGCAAAGAGUGUACUCAAAUAUCUUGUCGCAUCCUGACAUACUCGCGCUAGGUGAGGGCAUUGCUCAGUUGCUGGUUCAACAGGCACAGUCGAUUGUGUUGAUGCACCGAGCGGUAGAGAACGUGCAACGGAAACUAUCGCAAACCAAAGAAUCUCUGCGACAUCGCAUCGAGAGCGAGCAUCCGAUUCUGUCACGUAUACAACCAUGGAUGCGCGAUCGUAUGCGCGAGGCCGAGGAAAAUUUUAUCGAAGAGUGCGAAUGGAGUGCGCACGAAGAAGCUCUUGCACUCUGCAGCCAUCAAAAUCUCACCCAGACCGUGUACUUUCUCAAUCGUGAUUUAACUUUCAUGAAAGAGAGAGAGCCAGUUCUCCUGAAAGAACUGCGGAAGGUGAAAAUCCCGACGAGAACUUUCCAAUGGCCGACCCAAAUCUGGCUACCAAAGAACUGGAUAAUAAGACGCAAUUUUCAAGGUCAGUCCGAAAUCAUUCCUACCGUAUUGAGCAAUACUCCAACUUCUAUCACGACGCCUCGCGCUGAUCCCAGUCAGCCCGUCUUUUUGGUCGAAAGAGAAAUUGUACACACAACUACAACAAGGUGGCCGAUGUGGCGCUGGAUAAAUUAUAUCGCCAGAACAUGGUGUUGGACAUGGAAUGCAAUGUUCCUGUUGGGUGUAGCCGUACCAUGGUGUAGUCCAGUGUCUUUCCGCGCUUUAUUAUUGGUACAACCAUUUACACCCGACUUGGAAUUGAGUCAACUAAAUGGAACAUUGUUCCCGAGAAAAUCAUCUCAAAUGCCUACUCUCUGUUCUCGACUAAUAGCACUGUGGAGGCAUAUCAGUAAAAGUCGAACGCACUUUGAAACUGAACCAGAUACAGGAUUCAUCGGCAAAGGUAUGACCAGACAUUUAAAUAGGCUAUGGAACUACGGUGCAAAAGGUCUGUUAGGCACACUCAUCAUUCUAUUCGUAUUUCCCAUCGUGUGCGUUCUGGCGAGCAUUAGUUCGCUGGUUAUCGCUUUUACUGCGAUCUUGUGGAUGCCUCUGGUCACAAUGACGUUGCAUGCGUUCAUGGCGCUCGUGAUGGAUCUGGAUAGUCCUGAACCGAACCGCAAUCGAUAUUUCGUGGUAAUGGAAGCAUUAGUCUGGAACAUCGGUAUUCAAGGCUGCCUGCAACCGAUAGCGGCGUUAUUCGUAGCUCUUGCUCUAUGUCCGGUCAUCUCAUUCGUGAUACUUACAAUUGCUGUGAUACGUUACUGGGUCAGAGUGCUCUGGGAUACGGCUAUGUUCCACUUAGUGAUCAAAAAUAGGGGUCGGAUACCAGCGAGUGACAGCUUCGUCGUAAAGAGAAUAGCUGGACCGGGACUAGCUUCGGAUUAUUAUUAUCAAAUACGAGCGGAACAAGCAUUGGCCGCGUUUGAAGCGAAAUUAGAACUGGACGAAUUGCUGGCCUAUCAGCAAGAAACUGAAAGAUUAAUCACUCAACCGCAGAGAGAUUUUACUCAAUUUGUCGAAGCUUGUUUUGGCCCAUUCGCUGCUAGUCUAGCCAAGACAAAGGACCCGUACAAAUCGCUUGAGAAAGAAGCCAAAGAUCUAAUUGCUGUACUGCACGAGAAGCUGGAUCGACGAAGAAAGAAUUUGCAGACAGGCCUCGGUGUCGCAGUGAGGAGUAAGAUAAAAUUAACCACUUUCGACUUAAAGGUGGUUAUACAACAAGGCGCAUUGAUGUUAGAACGUCUCUAUCCCACUCACGUUUUCGCAAGAUUGCCUGGAAACGAGGAAGACUUUUGGGAGAACAAAGGUUUAGGGGUAUGCGACUGGGCGGGCCUGGCAGGGCUUAUGUAUGCCGAUAUUUUCAGUCUAGAUUUCCUACAACCACUCGACGACUCUGAUACAAAAUUCAGAUUGGAGCCGCAUCCGGGAGUUGAUUUGUCACGAUACACGGACAUGGUACACAGUACUGAGCUUGGUGGCAUUAACGGACCCGAUUUACUCGGCGCUGUUUACGCACCACGUGGGAAUAUCCAAGUGCACAGCCCGUAUCUCGAAGUAUCUGCCUUUAAUCCGAGAGCUAAACAAGCUAGCAACAGCAGAAAGUCUGACAAACGAUGCGAUACUAGCGGCCUGUUAACAUCGACGAAAAUUCGAAGACGCACAAUGACGAAUGAGAACAGCGCAGAGGGACGGUGGCAACCGUGGAAACGUCAAAUUCAUCCGUAUAGUGCGGAGAAAUUGGUGAUACCUCUACCGAUUCCGCAUCCGGCUCACAUAGCGGUGACCAUACACAAUCGCGAUUCGGAGGAUCCGAUACCGCUCGACUCCGAACUGUGUCAGAACAUCCUUCGAGCCAUCGAGGAAUCGCCCGGCGAGAUGGCGACGGAAUAUGUGAGUCGAUACAGAGGUGGCGGUGGUGACUCCAGCUUUGAUUCCGUCGCGUCGCAGUCAUCGGUCUCGAUCGACACCGGUCUGAAUAAGGAGAACGAAACAACGCAAGAGAUCGCCGCGGCGACCGCCGAGAGGGAGGGCGAAACCUACCACUGGACACUGUCGAAUUGGGGCGGUGGCAUAACGCGAAGACGGAAUAAUUCUGGAUCCAUAAAGGUUGAUCUAGCGUCACCGGAGGACGUCACCCUCGACACAGAUACCACCAGAGUGAUGUUCAGCACGUACGGAACAACCGUCUAAAUUAAGUCCGCUGUUAUACGCGCCGAAUAAAACAAUUAUUUCGUUUCGCAUUUAUAGAUAAUAUUAAAAGAAAGAAAGAGAGAAAGGGGGGAAAAAAUAAUUCCUUUUGCGAAUCCUUAGAAAAUAACUUUUGCCAUUCAAGAUGAUGCGAUGUAAUAUUAAAUAUUCACGUUAUCCGCUCUCAAUUAGAAGUAACACGGAAUGAUCGGUACAUCAUAAUACAGAUUAAGCAUUUAAUAAUGUAUUUACGAUCCUAAUCAAAAGUAUAAAUUUCGAAAGGAAAAGCAUAUUUAUGGAUUUAAUUGCCCUACAAAUACAUACAUGUAAUCGAGUAGUUCUCAGUGAAUUACAAUUAUUUGUAUUGUCAAAAUUUAAGCGUGAAUCUAUCAUAUUCAAAUUUUAUCUGAAAAUCUGUUAGACAGAUAUUAUUCGCCGACGCUGUUCCUUCGAUACCGAAGCUCAUAAACAGAAUUUCGAUUAUCGGACGAAUAUCAGUUUAACGAGGAAUAUUAUGCAAGCGCAAUGCAAGAUUCCGAGAUUUAAUUAUUAUGAGAUCACGAUUUUUAAAAAUAUAUAAGAAAGUAUUAUAUAUAUAUAUAUAUAUAUAUAUAUGCUGCGGUUCACUUAGUGCUUCAAACGCUACAGAGCAUUUGUAGCAUGACUGGUCCAUUUGAUGCUUUGGAACGCUCCUAGCAACUCUACGUCAUCGUUUUUGCUUCCAUUUCGCUCCAACCUUGCCUCACCUCGGGAGGUGGGUUGGCUGGAACGUUAGCAAUUAUAGCAUUCGGAAUAGUAAUGGACCAAUCGGAGCAUAGCGUUUAGAGCGUAACGUUCAAAACAUUCGGAAGAAGUGGACCGCAGCCCAAAAGAGAAAGAAAGAGAGAGAGAGAGAGAGAGAGAGAGAGAGAGAGAGAGAAACAGGAUAUUCCAGAUUUUAGCGCAUCAUGCAAGAUUAGAUGAGGUUUUUCUCUUUAAUAUUACGUUAAUUAAAAGAAAAUGCGACAUUCAUAUUGAUAUACUGUAUAUAAAUAGCUAAUUGUAUAAAAAUAAACUUGUUAAUAUAAUAUUACUCCAGAUAUACAUGCUCUCCGUUAUUUAUGACGAAAGCUAAGCGUCAACAGGCUGUAACAAAGAGGAUUUAUGCUUACAAUUGUUCAAUCGUUUAAUAUUUAAUACAACGUAUUAUAAGCAUGCGCUUGGCGGCGAUCAUCCCGAAUCGAUCGAGCGGAAUCGUAAAAUUUCCGGCACGAAGCAUUAGUUGGAGCGUUUCCGAUUACGUUAAUACUUUGCCGACCGUUCAAAUAGAUCGACCAGAUUCACGAUUCAUUACCGAAGGACUAAUGUCCAUUUAAUCAAUGUAGAUUUAGAGACUUCAAUUUUUCGGUUUAAUUUAUUCUUUAUCUUUUUCUUAACUUAAAAUAAAAAAAAAGACAAAGGAAAGUUAAACACACAGAUUUCUAUAACUAACUCACUUCAAUUAUUUUGCACGUGAGAGAAAUGAGAAUGAUGUCAACAAGUCCUGAUCUAUGAUCAUGUAUACAGAUAUACAUAUACGUACGGUAUGUGAGUAUAUGUAUUUGUGUGAAUAGAUGGGCAUAGCAAUCGAGAUUAUUAAAGAAAAUCUACAAGGUAGAAAUGGACAUUAUUUUGCGCCAUGAUAUUUCUCUGUGACCUUUGAUUAAUUUGAAGAAAGCGGUACUAAAAGAAAUUACGUAAGAGAAAUUACAAAAAGAGAAUUUUUAAAGACAAUGCGGGUUACAAAAAUUGUGUGGUGGUUAACGAGUUAAGGCAUAACUCGCGCGGUUGGCAAAUUGUUCAAUGAUAAAAAAUGUAUAGCGUAAAUCGAUUAAACGCGAUCCGCGUGAUCUACAAGGUACACGAAAUAUCAUACCAUUUAAUUAUCUCAAAACUAUUACUAUACUUGUAAAAUAUCGGUUUUUAAAAUUUUUUUUAACUAUGUGAACAGAUUCUAUCUGUACUUUGUGGAAAUUCUAUUAGGUAUAGCGUCACGAGUCGAAAUUGGGCGCAUACAUCAGUGAGAUGGCGGACAACGCACCAUUGACAUAAAAUGUUAUAAUUACAAGGGGAAAUUUGUAUUAUUUUUUACGAAAACAGAAAAUUUGGCGUAGAGUCGGAGACGUUUCCGCCCACAUCAUGCAAUUGUUUGUCUAAAGAUUUAUGUCCGAAAGUAAUGAUAUAAGGGCACAUCUCUAAGAGAUUGUGAAACAAUUGUAAUCAGCGAUUAUAUUGAAUUAUCCAUUUGAUAAUUUUCCAAGCUUUAGUAAUUAAUUCUAUAUCAGUUUCUGUACCAGUUUUAUUAAAAAUAAAUAUGUAAUAUGUAAAACAAUAGUAUGACAUUUCGUGAAUCAUCUUGUAUUUGACGAAUGCGCCUCCGAGCACCUGGGAAGAUACUAUAUUGUUCUUCCAGCGUCUCUCUAUCUCAGUAUAUAUUUUAUUUUACUAAUAAAACCGUGAUAGAUGUUAGUAUGAAAUCGGAGAUCUCUCGAUUCCGAAUGGCGGUGAGCCGUACGGUGGAAUGGAAAUAAAAAUCGCAAUCGCAAGUGUAUUAUCGAGAUAUUGUGUAGAUAUGAUGCAAGAUAGCAAGAAUGUGACAACGCGAUACUGACUAACACCAACGCUACUCAGAUUUAAUAAAAUUUACUGUAAUACAAAGUA
This is a messenger RNA of Acromyrmex echinatior (Panamanian leafcutter ant), 6929 nucleotides long. RefSeq lists its product as hypothetical. NCBI's taxonomy places the organism in Eukaryota, Metazoa, Arthropoda, Insecta, Hymenoptera, Formicidae. The record is from RefSeq and is a predicted model, not a curated record.